GUAUGGCCUCACAUGUGCAAGUCUUCUCCCCUCACACCCUUCAAUCAAGUGCCUUCUGUAGUGUGAAGAAACUGAAAGUGGAGCCGAGUUCCGCCUGGGACAUGACUGGGUACGGCUCCCACAGCAAAGCGUACAGCCAGAGCAAGAACAUCCCGCCUUCUCAGCCAGCCACCACAACCGUCAGCACCUCCUUGCCGAUCCCAAACCCAAGCCUACCUUACGAGCAGACCAUCAUCUUCCCAGGAAGCACCGGGCACAUAGUCGUAACAUCGGCAAGUAGCACUUCUGUCACCGGGCAAGUCCUCGGCGGACCACACAACCUGAUGCGUCGCAGCACUGUGAGCCUUCUCGAUACCUACCAAAAAUGUGGACUCAAGCGUAAGAGUGAGGAGAUUGAGAACACGAGCAGCGUGCAGAUCAUCGAAGAGCAUCCACCCAUGAUUCAGAAUAAUGCCAGUGGGGCCACUGUAGCCACUGCCACCACAUCGACUGCCACCUCCAAAAACAGUGGCUCCAACAGCGAGGGUGAUUACCAGCUGGUCCAGCAUGAGGUGCUGUGUUCCAUGACCAACACUUAUGAAGUUUUAGAAUUCCUGGGCCGAGGGACGUUUGGGCAAGUGGUCAAGUGCUGGAAACGGGGCACCAAUGAGAUCGUGGCCAUCAAAAUCCUGAAGAACCACCCGUCGUAUGCCCGGCAGGGUCAGAUCGAGGUGAGCAUCCUGGCCCGCUUGAGCACAGAGAGCGCCGACGACUACAACUUUGUCCGCGCCUACGAGUGUUUCCAGCACAAGAACCACACGUGCUUGGUCUUUGAGAUGUUGGAGCAGAACCUCUAUGACUUUCUGAAGCAGAACAAGUUCAGCCCCUUGCCCCUCAAGUACAUCCGCCCAGUCCUCCAGCAGGUAGCCACAGCCCUGAUGAAGCUGAAAAGCCUCGGUCUCAUCCAUGCCGACCUCAAACCGGAAAACAUCAUGCUGGUAGAUCCGUCUAGGCAGCCGUACAGAGUGAAGGUCAUCGACUUCGGUUCGGCCAGUCACGUGUCCAAGGCUGUGUGUUCCACCUACCUGCAGUCCAGAUACUACAGGGCCCCUGAAAUCAUCCUUGGUCUACCAUUUUGUGAGGCAAUUGAUAUGUGGUCCCUGGGCUGUGUCAUUGCUGAGCUUUUCCUGGGCUGGCCACUCUAUCCAGGAGCUUCUGAGUAUGAUCAGAUUCGGUAUAUUUCACAAACACAGGGUCUGCCAGCUGAAUAUUUAUUAAGUGCAGGGACAAAGACAACUAGGUUUUUCAACCGUGACACGGAUUCACCGUAUCCUUUGUGGAGGCUGAAGACACCAGAUGACCAUGAAGCAGAGACGGGGAUUAAGUCGAAAGAAGCAAGAAAGUACAUUUUCAACUGUUUAGAUGAUAUGGCCCAGGUGAACAUGACAACGGAUUUGGAAGGGAGUGACAUGUUGGUGGAGAAGGCAGACCGGCGGGAGUUCAUCGACCUGUUAAAGAAGAUGCUGACCAUAGAUGCUGAUAAGAGAAUCACUCCAAUUGAAACCCUGAACCACCCCUUUGUCACCAUGACGCACCUACUCGAUUUUCCCCACAGCACACACGUCAAAUCAUGUUUCCAGAACAUGGAGAUUUGCAAGCGUCGGGUGAAUAUGUAUGACACCGUGAACCAGAGCAAGACCCCUUUCAUCACGCAUGUGGCCCCCAGCACGUCCACCAACCUGACCAUGACUUUCAACAACCAGCUGAACACUGUCCACAACCAGCCCUCAGCGGCGUCCAUGGCUGCAGUGGCCCAGCGGAGCCUGCCCCUGCAGACGGGAACAGCCCAGAUCUGUGCCCGGCCUGACCCCUUCCAGCAAGCUCUCAUCGUGUGUCCGCCCGGCUUCCAAGGGCUGCAGGCCUCUCCCUCUAAGCACGCUGGCUAUUCCGUGCGAAUGGAGAAUGCGGUUCCCCUCGUCACUCAAGCCCCGGGAGCACAGCCCCUUCAGAUCCAACCAGGUCUGCUGGCCCAGCAGGCCUGGCCAAGUGGGACCCAGCAAAUCCUGCUUCCCCCAGCAUGGCAGCAGCUGACCGGAGUGGCCACCCACACAUCAGUGCAGCACGCGACUGUGAUUCCCGAGACCAUGGCAGGCACCCAGCAGUUGGCCGACUGGAGGAACACCCACGCUCACGGCAGCCAUUACAAUCCCAUCAUGCAGCAGCCUGCGCUAUUGACUGGUCAUGUGACCCUUCCAGCAGCCCAGCCCUUAAAUGUAGGCGUGGCCCACGUGAUGCGGCAGCAGCCAACCAGCACCACCUCCUCCCGGAAGAGUAAGCAGCACCAGUCCUCUGCAAGAAACGUCUCCACCUGUGAGGUGUCCUCCUCGCAGGCCAUCAGCUCCCCUCAGCGGUCCAAGCGCGUCAAGGAGAACACGCCUCCGCGCUGCGCCCUGGUGCACAGCAGUCCCGCCUGCAGCUCCUCCGUCACGUGCGGGUGGGGCGACGGGGCGUCCAGCACCACCAGGGAGCGGCAGCGGCAGACGAUCGUCAUUCCCGACACCCCCAGCCCCACGGUCAGCGUCAUCACCAUCAGCAGCGACACGGACGAGGAGGAGGAACAGAAGCAUGCGCCCACCAGCACUGUCUCCAAGCAGAGAAAAAACGUCAUCAGUUGCGUCACGGUCCACGACUCUCCCUACUCCGACUCCUCCAGCAACACCAGCCCCUACUCCGUGCAGCACCGCACUGGGCACCACGCCAACACCUUUGACACCAAGGGGAGCCUGGAGAAUCACUGCACUGGGAACCCCCGGACUAUCAUCGUGCCACCCCUAAAAACCCAGGCCAGCGAAGUGUUGGUGGAAUGUGAUAGCCUGGGGCCAGUCACCACUGGCCAGCACUCGUCCUACAAGUCCAAGUCCUCCAGCAACGUGACCUCCACCAGCGGUCACUCUUCAGGGAGCUCGUCCGGAGCCAUCGCCUACCGGCAACAGCGGCCGGGACCACAUUUCCAGCAGCAGCAGCCUCUCAAUCUCAGCCAGCCCUCUCCUGGUGCUUCUCCUCCUCCAGGCUCAGCAGCACAUCACCGCAGAGCGCGCCGGGAGCCACCGCCGGCAGCAGGCCUACAUCACUCCCACGAUGGCUCAGGCCCCGUACUCCUUCCCGCACAACAGCCCCAGCCACGGCACUGUGCACCCCCACCUGGCCGCAGCUGCCGCCGCAGCCCACCUCCCCACCCAGCCCCACCUCUACACCUACACGGCGCCCGCGGCCUUGGGCUCCACCGGCACCGUGGCCCAUCUGGUGGCCUCCCAAGGCUCAGCACGGCACACCGUGCAGCACACUGCCUACCCGGCCAGCAUCGUCCAUCAGGUCCCCGUGAGCAUGGGCCCCCGGGUCCUGCCCUCGCCCACCAUCCACCCGAGUCAGUAUCCAGCCCAGUUUGCCCACCAGACCUACAUCAGCGCCUCUCCAGCCUCCACCGUCUACACUGGAUACCCACUGAGCCCCGCCAAGGUCAACCAGUACCCUUACAUAUAAACACUGGAAGGGGAGGGGAGGGGAGGGAGGAUGGCCAGAGGGGAGGAGGGAGGAGGGGUGAGGUGGGAGCCGGGCUUUUUAUACUGAAGAUGCGGCACACAAACAAUGCAACGGGGCAGGGGGGGCAGGGGGCAGGGACAGACACAGAUGAAACUUGAACUAGGAGGUGGGGGGACUUAGAGCAGAGAAGAGAACGUUUUUAAAAAAGAAGGGAUUGAGGAGGGGGAAAUCUAUGCUUUUUAUUUUAAAAAAGAAAAAGAAAAAAAAGAAAACGUCAGUAACAAAAAACACAGCUCACGAACCCAUUCUGCACCAAACUGGAAAGGAGAAGAAGAGAGCGACGGAAAAUUCUGGAAAUGGGGGGCCCCAGUUUUUGAAGAACUUUAUCUAUGAACUUCUCAAAGAUUAUUUUCAUAUGGCGGCAAGUGACAUUUAAGAAUUUGCUGUCAGGGACACCUGAUGUGGAAAUCCAAUAGAUUUUUAAUUAUGGAACAUAAGAAUUAGGGAUUUUUCCAGAACUCUAAAGGGUCAGCAGCCCUCUAGAAGGUCAGGCCAUGGCCUGAGGAGGCUGAUACCUGGGGGUUGGUGUGGGGUUGGCAAAAGCCCAGUUCUGGCUCGUUUGUCAGGACUGGAGUGGGGGGUGGCCAGGGCUGACGGAAGACCCCUUAGCAGAGGGCGCAUUUUCUCUUCCUGAGCACUCUGGAUAAAUCCCUAAGCAGUGUUACUCCUCCGGUGUCAUUAAUAAUGUGUGUUGCAAACUUUAGGGGUUUUUUUUCUUUCCUGAAGAUUUAUUUUCUCUUUGAAUCAAUCCCUAGUCACGUAGCAUAGGGCUAGUGGUCGUCGCCGACACCCUAGUAGAAUGUAGCAGUCUACACCCGUUUUCUACUUUGUGUUCAACUCCAAUGAUACCAAUAGACUAUUACUCAAUGUAAUUGCACAAAAAAAAAAAAAAAAAUGGUAUAACAUAGGCAUGUAACCAGUGUGGUGGUCCAGGUGUGUGAGCACGAACGAGUGUGUGUGGGUGUGAGCGUGGAUGCCACCCUCCCUGUGUGUCCCUCGGCGCCGCCAUCACGGUUCUCGCAUCCUUGAUUUUACACCGUUCCCUCCUAGUGCCUUACCGACCGACAGACGCGGUGUGAGGGUUGAUUUCCAUGGUACUCCAAGAAGCUGACUGAGGCGAGUCACAUCACCUCAGCUCUUCUCUUGUGCUGUUGUAGAUUUUACUCUGGUCUUUCCUUGUUUUGUUUUGUUUUGUUUUGUUUUGAGUUUUAACUUUAUUUUAAUACCUGUUGUCUUUUUUGAGCUGUUUGCUAACAGAGGGGCAUCAGGGAGCUGGCAGGAGCGGGGGGGGGGGGGCACCCGUGGAUCUUGAGAGAGACGUGGGAGAUGGAUGGCGGGUGGACAAAUUUGACUUUUAUCUUGGAGACAAGGAACAAGAGAGACUCCCCACCCUGCACCUUCUCCCCACUCUGCCUUCAGUCCACCAGUGGGGCUGGCUCUAGUGCUGUGGGAGCAGAGGUCCCAGCUGUGUUUGUGGAAAUGUUGGCCUUGCCUGGCGGCUACCUCCUUCCUAAUAUGAAAGGGACAGAGGAGAGGAGGCCUGGUACCCAGCCCCAGGCUCUCAGACCCACCCCAUGUUCAUGCACGGCCCUGCCCCUCUCUCUGGUUCCACCAGCUGUGUUUUGCUCUCACGAUUCUGCCAGAUCCCUCCCUCUGUAGACAACCAUCAACCUUUGUUUGCUGCUGAAUCUUUCCUCACAUUACCAGGCCUACCCAAGACUCGACUUUGGCUUUGGUUUUUAGAGGGGUCUGGUGGGCAGAAGGUCGGAGGGACAUUUAGGAGGGUCACGAGGGGGUCUUACACUGCACUUUGGAACACUCCCACGGGCACUUAAGUUUCCAAAGAAAUUUGCCCUUUGCCCUCUUUGCACCUUUGAUACAUUCUGGAAGUUUUCUCAGGCUGUGAACACUGCAGGGGGUGGGGGUGGGGGGGGAGUAGGGAGAGCUCCAUUCAUAGCAAAUUAUUCUUGAAUACGUGAAUGUUGGGAGACUCUGUCUGGUCACAGAUGGGGCUCGGAAGGGUGGUCCUAAUUGUCUGAUUCUCGAUGCUGAAUCCUAACCGAUCCCAAAGCCAAGUUUCCAAGGUGCAAAGAGAUGGCUCCUGGUUUUGUCAGUUCAUCCUCACGCUCCCUGCCCCCCUCCACAGUCUCCCCUAACCAUCUACUGUGAACAGUGGUUUUAUAGUGCUAUCCAGCCUGAUUCAGUCAUGAAGCCAAGCCACUACCUUAGCUGUUAGCUGUGAAAUGUAAAAUAACUCUGGAAACUCCCCCUCCCCAACCAUAAAUUCUGCUCAUCUAACAAAGAAAUAGGUCCCCGAACUGGAACCCACUUAGUCCAGGCCUUAGGCUGGAAGGAAGGACCCCACGGCCCACUGGAGGCACGCAGGCAGCUCCCAUGUCCCCAGCAGGCAAGCCCAGGACGAGACCCUCUCCUUGCGGAACCACCAACCGAUCGGCCGAUCGAUACUCUUUACCCAGAAGUGAGGAAGUGCUCUCUGUCAGAGACCACGGGGAAAAUGGCCAGUCCGGAGAGAGCAGGGGAAGUGGGAGCCAGGGCCACGCCGGCCUGGAAAGUCCGCCUGCUCCUGACGUGCAGCAGAGCCCCAGAACAUUUCCUCAUGACCAGGGACAGAAGUCUUGGCUGCCGAUGAGACUCUCUUUGCCUUGCUGGGUCACAUCCUGAUCCCCUUGCACAGUCGACUUCCAGCCCUUCCUAGAUCUGAUCUCUUAGGGGCAAAGACAACAUAGCCUUCCAUUUUAAAGAAGCUCGUUUCGUCUACUUACGUUGGAAGUCUCUUACUCUUUCACCUGAUAUUUUCUUUCUUUUCUUCCAGAUCAGGAAUGAAAAUUCCAUGCUGCUCAUAAAGAUAAUAUUAUUGUACUAAUUAUUUUGGUUAUUACCAUUGUAAUUAUUAUCGUUUUCAUCAUGUUGAUAUUUUAGCUGGGGUUUUAAAUGCACAUUUAUUCCCAGUGUCUUUGUGUUUUCUCUUUAAUAUUUAAACUUAUUUUAUUAUAUCUGUGAGUCUCUGAGUAGGCAGGAAGGACAUAUGGAUGUCCAGUUUUGUUAGACAAAACAAAAAACAAAAAAAAAAAAAACAAAAAAUAAAAAGGAAAGACACAGGAAUUAGGAAAACUGUUUUUUGUCAUCUCUAGUUCACAAUGAGCCGUCAAGAAAGAUCGACCACAGAACAAAAGUUUGAAGAAGAAGCAAGGCCUUGUCUCUGUGCAGGCCAGAUGGGACUCUUGACAACAUGGUCACCGUCUAGAUUCUCAGUGGCCUGGGAAGAGUUCUGAGGUGACAUCUCCUGGGCCGGACUCUUAGCUGUGGUUUUCCCCCACGUCCUCUGGGCUCUCCUGUGCUUCUGGAAUCUGCUGACUACAUUCUUGGCCUGCCUCGCAUCUGAUGCUUACCUGUCACGCAAAAGAAAGCCCCUCUGCCUAGAGCUGACCAGAUGUCCUUCCCUUUCCCCUCAGCGCACCAGGAGUGUGGCCUGUCUCCUUCAGUGCAGAGACGGUUGUCCCCUCCCAGAAGCCACUGAGUGGAAUGAGCUGACAUAAGGGUGCUAGGCAGGUGGCACCUUCCCCUGGGAAGUUUCAGCCCCACUCCCCUGCCUUCCGCUCACUCACCACACUGCCCACUUCUCCCGUCUCCCCCCCUCCCUCCCCCAAGUACCUCUUCUCAGCACGCAAUUCUAGGGACAGAACUAGGAGCCAAAAAAAAGGUCGAGGGAUGGUCAGAGGCCAGAGGAGCGCUGGCAAUGGCAAGCAGCCCCUCGACAUUGUGGGCGCAGCCCCACCUGAAAGCAUUGGCCAGCGGAGGGGCACAGUGGGGCCUCACGGCCAUCCCCUCAGUGCGCUCUGCCCUGUGCGUGAUGGGCUUUCUUUGAUUGGCUUGAGGUGCCCACAGACUGCCCACCAAACCCAGAAACUAUAGACUUGGGGUUGAAAUGCCGGUUUUGCGGAAGAUUAUGACGAAGGGCGCUGCGGGGCGGUACCCAGCCCUGCAGGCGCUCGGCGAACACGAGCGCGUACUCCCCUCGUCCCCCCCCCCCCCCCUCCCAAGCACAGAGCUGUGGGACCAGAAGACCCCAGUGGGAGAGGCCCCACUCCUCGUGCGCUCCUUAGCACUUGCCCGGACCUCCCGGCCCGUCCUUCGGCUCUGAGUCACCCUGGCCAGUCGGGUGACUGAAAGCCUGCCCGUCCCUAGGACCAAGCUCCCAAGUAAAGGGAUGCCAACCUCAGCCUCGUUUCGACCACAAAUAACCUAGAGCAUCAUCUUUUCUUCACUGGCUCAAAAUAAAGCAUAGCAAAGACGAAGGGGGAAAAAUGCAAAAGGACAGGUCAAGGAGAACCAUCUAAUUGCAGCCUCGGGAAGGACAGGUGGAUAAUGCUUCUUGUGCUUAGUGCCUCUUUGAUGACGUUUGGCUGUUUCCAAGGGAAGGGGUGAGCAGGCCGACGGGUGGGAGAGUCUGAGGCUCGAUGCCAAUUAAUACUGUGAAGCGGUACAUGGCGGUUGAUGGAAUUCAGAGGGAAAGGAAGGGUCGAGGCAAACCCGACGGUUGUCUCCUGGACUGUAUCUGCAUUCUGGCCUUACUGGCGGUGAGUGGCUUGCAGGCUGGGGGAGCCAGCUGGCCUUGCCUUCUUCACCCUGGAAGACUCAACCCGCCCAGACACCAGAUUGUUGGACGUAAGGAAGGGAAGGUGAGAUUAGCACAGCUGCUAACAGGCUGAUUUCCCUUGACCAGAUCUUUGGAAGGGCAGACGCUCAUUUGUGAACAAGCGUGUGGUGGAGGAUUUCGGUUGUGUGAGUGCGUGUGAGUGAGUGGAGCAGACUUUCUUGGAAACUGGAGGAAGGAGAUGAGGAGGCUUAAGGAGCUACUGCUGAUGGGCUGUGGUUGGUGAAACGAGGUGUCCGUGAGCCGGCCCCAGCUUUCACCCCAGGCCCUCUGGUGCCGGGGCCCCGGGUGGGGCGUGGGGCCCCUGCUGGCCUGCCCAGCAGCUGCUGGGACAGGGAACAGACACCAGAAGAUCACUAGGCGCCCGCACGUAGCAGAGGGAAUUCAGCAGGGAGGCGAGGACUCUUUUCCGCAGGCCUGGCCCGCGAUUGCACGACGCCGGCGUGAGCCGUUUUGCCAGGAAACAUUCCAGCCCCGGAAGCACUUUCCGUGCCGUUCUUUCCGACGCGUCUGGCAGGUUUCAGAUGGGGAAGCCUCAAAAAUUCAGCAGGCCAGAGAUGUCCUUACCAAACUGGAAAGGAAGGUGAAAUGUUCCCUUUUUUAGCCAAAGAACCCUUCUCAAAGACCCCUCCAGACAGGGACAAAAUGGCAUCCCUCUCUUUCCUUUCCGGGCAAUAACAUCAUUAGCGAUGCAAUUCCAUUUGUCUUUCUCUUUCCCGUCUCCUGACUUGUAUUCUUUUUUUACUGCAUCCAUUUCAAACUGUAUUCAUCUUUUAAGGGGAGUGGAGAUUAGUAACCCUAAAUGCUGCUGCUAUUGGCAACCUGGAGGCACCUCACAAAUACGUGGGCUUAACUGAUGUCAUGUCACCACGGGUACAGAGCGGAGCGGACCCUCCACGGGGAAGCUGAGCUGCAUCGGGGGUGGGGGUGGGGGGCGGGGGGGGGGUCCUGCGCACGCUGGAGCUGCUCUUGGGGUGUCAGUACUUUUCCACUUGGAUGCCUUAGGACUCUCACUUCUACUCUGCACAGACUAGACUCAGUCGAAUCUCAGUUGGGCUACUAGAGAGCUGAAGAUGGCGGAAAGACAUUUAAACGCAAUAGAAACUUCUGAAGGCUUCUGGCACCGAUGCUCGCUAGAGUGGCCCAAGCUAGUGGAAGGCCCUCACAUCUUUCUCGCGGCUCCCAGAAGUUCCAGAGGGCCAGCUCCCGGCCAGUCGCUCCUUUCAGACUCAGUGAGCAGUACCGAGAAGUGACCCUCCUGCAGAAUGCGCUUCCUCAGAGAUCCUCCUACAUUCCCCCGGCUCGACUCCCCGCAAGUCGUUGAGGGCCCCUAAUCUAGACCGCAGCGAUAGAACAUUCUGUUGACUCCCUCCCGUUUGUUAAAACUCGCAGUGUCCCUCAAGGAAGCAACAGCCAGCAUUUGCUGAAUGCUUUCAGUCCUCCAGGCCCCACGCCAAGCCCUGUACCCGCUCACCUCUCAGAACCCUCGCCGCCGCCCCACUCACAGAGGAGGAAGCCGACGCUCUGAGAAAGUGACACGUGUCAAAAAAAGGAAAUAGAAUGGUGGUCCAAAAUCUCCACGUUUCUAGUGAAAUUUUUGUUAUUCGGGACUUCACUGAGCUACCGUUUCGUUUCGCUUUUUUUAAUUAACAGCAAUGAGUGGCUUCGUGUUUUCCGAGGAACCAUUUGACGGCACUUCUGUUCGCCGUGUGCCAAACACUGUGCUAAAACUUGCUCACCGGUCAUCUCGAGUCAUUUAGUCUUACCACAGUGCUCUGAAAGGGGCACCAUUAGCCCCUUUACAGAUGAGGCACCCGGCUUGGAGAGCUGGCAGCGUGCCCAGGGCUACACGGCUAGUGAGGGAGCCGGGCCUGGCCCCCGCGGUCGGCCCAGGUCCAAAACCGGGCCCGCGGCCGCCAGCCUCCGCCACCUCCGGUGUGUGUGCUCAGAGAAAACCUUGAAGGAGCGUCACCCCGCGCCAUCCCCAGCAGAAGUUCUGAAUGAAGAGGGAGCCGUGACCUGGAUGCAAGCAGAAAGGGGCAGAGUGCGUUUGACUUUUAGAGAAAGUCUUAGGGGAGUUUCUUUGGAUUCAUAGUAGAAGUCAUUUUAGAUUCCUUUCCAGCGUACCAACUAGCUUUAGUAGUGCUGCUACAACAAACUCUUACGAGUGAAGAAAAAAGUGUUCUUUUCUUCUUUUAAAAAAAAUAAUAAUUUUUUCUUGCUUAUAGUUAAUUCUAGAAAGGCAAUACUAAAGGUAUAUAUUUUUUUUAAAAUGCUAUUUUUUACUGCACUGAUAAAUAUCAUGACAAUUCUGGUCUCUAUAAAUCGAUCCACUUGUCAGCUCUGGGUAGAACCAGAUGCAGGAGUCACACCAAAUGUGUAAAUACCGUGUGUGGGUCUGGUGUCCAGGAACUUUUUUUCUUUGUGUAAACAAAAGAAAAGGGGGGGGGGGAGGAGAAAAACAAGAUGACUUUUGGAAAGAGGAACCAAAUAAGGGUUUCUUUUGAGAUAGCUUUCUCACAGAAGUAGAAGGAACAGUUGUGUAAACAGAAAAGUCAGCCAACUUUUAGGAUAUAAGGAAGCAGAGUCUCUUGCCACAGUAUGAGAUUCACAGUAACACUGAAGCAUUUUUAAUUUGGUUGAAAGGUGACGAGAAUUUAGAAAUGCUUUAGGACGAGAUUUUUAAUUUUUUAGGAACCUGUUAUCCUUUGUUAUGAAACAUCUCCUCAGUUGUUUGGGGUGGGUUUUUUGUUUCUUUUUUAUUUAAAAAAAAAAAAAAAAACUUCUUUAUUGACUGGCUCCAGGCUUGUUUGCCUCAAUUCUUAGGUAGUUUACACAAGUUCUAGAACCUUCUAGAACUUUAACUCCAUUGGAAGCAAACCCAACUAAUCAGCAUUUAAGAUCCUGGUUGGUUUCAAUAGGUAUUCUGACAGAACACCUAAAGAUUUUUUUAAAGAAGGUUUUAGAUGCAUUACCUUACACAAACUGUGACCUAAUGGCAAUAAUUACCUCAACUGUGGGCAUUCAUCCUGGUUUUAGCCUUUUUUGAAAUCAUGUAGCCAGCUUGAUCUUGGGAUUUCAAAGACUAUGAACUCUGUGUGGGCUGCAGAUAAUGAUUAAUGCACACCCUGGUCAUUGUUGCUUAAGUGAAUUCUGAAAAUAGCUGAUCUUUACAACAAAAACUAAACCAAGGAAGAGACUAUUCUCUGUGUGUUGUAAUGAAAUGUGAUAUUCAAAUGCACAUGUUGAGUAUAUAUGUUUUUAGCUACUGUAAAAUGCUGUUAGCCUUCUAAGAUCUCGAGAGAGCCACACUUUAAAUGCGUAGACUAAGUAAUUGACUGUGGAUACUUAAUCAUAUUUCUGGCUACGUUUUAUAGCUAAAGUGUUUUAUAGUUUACAUUUAAACUGGUACUUUUUAAAGAAAAUUUCUGUUUAUAACUGACAUCUUCAAACCCCGGCGACUGCCCCUCCAAGGCAGGUGUUUUCUAACCGUACUCUUAUGCAGCCCAACACACACAUUUCCCUCCACGUUACUGGUCGUGAACGCGAGAGAUCGUGAACGGGUUUCGGGACUGAGUGGGAAGGGGUGAGUCCGUAGCCUGGGCCAGAUGUGAACACCUCAUGCCAUGCUGUAUCAACACUUGUCUCUAAAGAGGCCUUCUCUCUGACACCGUGGAAGAGGCAGACAGAACAGAUACCUGGUUCACUGAUUUUGUCUUGAUUUAAAUGUUUCAUUUCUGUCAAUCCACUGACGUCCAGUCACCAGGCAGUAGAAGACACUGGGCUUCGGGUGGCCCUGGAGGUACAGCUGCUAUUUCUGCCCACCCCCCCCCCCCCCUGCAAUACUUUGAUCGGUGUUUUGCAGCGGGGGAGUCAUACACCCCUACGCCCCUACUCAAUGGCCGGGUUUUCCAUAUAUCUGCUGUCAUUAAUUCCUCUUCUCCUUUAAAGCAAAAUAAACACAAAAGGAUGUGUUUACUUUUUACUCUGUCAAAGUUAGAGUUGAAGCCUAGGCCAGUGGGAGCGGGGGAGCUAGAUUGCUUCCUAGAGAUUGUGUAAGUUGCUGCUGAGCAGGGCAGGGGGGGCCGGGGGACCUAGGGGCAGCUGGGGGAGGGGAGUGGGGCAGAGAGCCCCUGGGAGUAGAGAUCUUCCUUGGGACGCUUCAGAGAGUGGGCCCCACUGUCUUACAGGAACAGGCUAGAAAGUGCUGGUUCCCCUAAGAGUUUGGGUUCGUUUCUUGUUUCCUCGUACCACAACCGAAGCGCAGAGGACCCGCUGUGACAAAGGGCAUUCCGUUAGCAGAGAAGACCUUGAAAAACACCCGGGACCAGGGAACCGUUGGUGUGUGUUUUCCCUGUGAACUCUGUGGACAGUAUGUUCUCGUUACAAAUGUUAGGGUAAAAUACUCUUGAUCUCGCCCUUCCUACUUAUCCUUCUGCUUUUCCUCUGUUUGGUUUCUGCCUUUGCUUUAACUAACCAAAUUGACUUUAUGUCAUUGUCUCUGGGGCUUAGCCAUGUGUUUAAAAACUAGAAGCAUCGAAUUUAGCUUUAAGAAAGAAAAGCGAAUAUGCUGUAAUCUGAAAAAAAAAAAAAAAAAAAACUAUUGCUCUCUCUAGUUUCCUUUCCACCGCUGUCCACACAAAUCUCUCCUGGAACUGCCUCCUCACUUCUUGCGUGGGGUCGGUGUCUCUGUGGCCACCUCAGCCUCCACCCUGCUGCCACCACAGCCCCACACCCGGGCACCCCGGACCCCCAGGACGCUCUCAAGAGCCAGGGAGAAGCACCCCCUUGGCCUCGCGAGCGGUGGUCUUGCCUCCCUGUCAGAUGUUCACCCGCUUGGUUGAAGGGGCAAUGGAUUGCUCAUUAUUAUUAAUAUUAUGAUGAUGAUUUUAAUAGUUUUCGGCUCAGGUUAUAAGGAAGAACUUGGGAAGUGGAAAGUGACUUGACCAUGCCCAUCCUUUGUAGCUUUUCCGUGACUUCUGAAUGGAACAUGAAGCGUCCCCCACCCCCCUCGCCUCUCCUCACUUCCAAGCAGACACCCCCCACCCCCACCCCCACCCAGUGGGCGCCCCCUCCGUCUCGGGGUCUCUCGCCGCCCCGUCACCCUCCCUCUCGCUUUUGUGUUACUGCUCGUUUAAAGCUGUCUUCCGUGGCUUUUCCAGGGCACAAUCAUUUCUGGCCCCCAAAGCAUCUCCAUCCUGUUUGUGUGCGUUUUUUAACCAAAUGAAGUAGCCCAGGAAGUCCUACUUUGGGGCGGCAGGCUUUCUAGUUUAGUAGAAUCACUGUAUAGAUAUAGAUGUUGAUAUAUAUGUUAGUGUAUAUAUAUAUCAAACCAAAUUUCUGAUAGGAGAAGUAUAGCUUUACCGAUGAGGGGGAAAAGGAGCUGUCAGAAGUCAGGCAGCAUCGGCAGCGUAACCGAGCCGGGGCCGGCCCCAGGCCACACCUUCCCUGAGUGGGCCCGAGGCAUGGCGCCGGGUGCCUGUCACCCGCCUCGCGGCAGCGGAGGCAGGCGGCCCUGAAGGGUGCUACUGCUCUCUCUGGGUCCCCAGCCUCCAGGGCAUAGAUGGAUGAGUGAGGGGGUGGGGGGGCAGCAAGUCAGAAUGACUGGAAUUUUCCAUCCCAUUUUGCUUUGACCACACAUAUUGAGCUGCAGCCUCUGAUACUAUAUCACGUUUCCGAAAGUGGGAUCCAUUAGGGUGGAAAGAGAACAGAUCCGUAGACACGUUUACCUUCCAACUGCCCAUGAAUUCCGGACACUGGAUAGAAAGACUCACUCCCCAGAAUGAGAGCCGGGAAGAGGAGACCCGGUGAUGAUUGGUCACCAGUCCAAGGAACAUGGCUCCCUCCCCAAGGUCACCUUGCCUCCACCUUCCUCCACCAGGUCAUCUCAGCUCAAUAGCCCUACGAAAGCCCCGGUCUGUUGUGUUCCUUCACUGUACGGUUUCUGUAAUGAAAAGUGUUAAUCCAUGUUAAUCUUUGUGAAAAUUAUUGCGUGCAACAGUAUUUUCUCGUGUACCUCUUUUUCCUAUGUGAAUUGUCCCUCUUUUUUUUAUUUAUAAAUGUCUACUUUUUUAAAAAAAAAACAAACAAACCAAUGUGUUGUAGACCUAUAUGUAACCUAUUCCUUAGUCUCAUAUUAUAGGUAUGUUAUAAGAAUGGAUAUUUUACUUGGCUUUAGAAUGUUUUACAAGAAAAAUAAUUCUUAACUGAUCAAGUCCUUGCUACUAAAAAUGCUUGUGUUUUUCAUCAUGAUGUCGUGUGCUUCUAAAUUAAUAAUCAUUUUCGUUGUAGAAAAAUGGAGUGAAUUUAUAUUAGUCUUGGAAACUAAUAAUAGCAUUGUAAAUUUAUGAGAUGAUUUUAACAGAAAAAAAUUAUAGAAGAAUAUAGUUAUUUUAAUUGUAAUAUUACUAACUGUAGGGUGAGAAAGGGGGGUCCCGUUGUGGUGAACUAUGUUAUAGCUUGUUACUCACAGUUUCUUUUUGAUCAUUUUUUCGGUCUCUGAGGUGAAACGAGUUAUUAAUUAAAAUUUGUAAACUCACAUAUGCAUAUUGUAUAUGUGUAGAAAUGUAAUCACACUUUGUCUUGGAAUUACAUUAAACUGUUUGGAAUCACUGUA
Molecule: messenger RNA, 14870 nt
Organism: Herpailurus yagouaroundi (jaguarundi)
Lineage: Eukaryota; Metazoa; Chordata; Mammalia; Carnivora; Felidae
Gene: HIPK2
Product: homeodomain interacting protein kinase 2
Exons: 14
Coding region: 3-3677 (1224 amino acids)
Biological process (GO): peptidyl-serine phosphorylation; peptidyl-threonine phosphorylation; smoothened signaling pathway
Cellular component (GO): cytoplasm; nucleus; PML body
Molecular function (GO): transcription corepressor activity; protein tyrosine kinase activity; protein serine/threonine kinase activity
Source: RefSeq, a predicted model, not a curated record